AUGCACAUGCAACAGCAUAGCAAAGAUAUUUUUACAUUACAAGAAGCUGUUAGAUUAAAGGUUUUGCUUCAAAAGCAUAAUAAAUCUGAAAAGAAUAAAGAUGAAAUUAAUGGAUUGUGCAAGAAAAUAUUGCUUUUUGAUCAUUUGGUUGGCACUUAAUUCUACGAAUAAGUUAUAUCUAAACUAGAAUGUAAAGAGUUGAAAGCUAACUAUAAAUUCUUUUAAAAUAUAAAAGACAAAGAUUACAUAUAUAUUGUACUGCUUGGCUAAGUAGACGUAAUUUUAGAACUAUAAGACAAACUUACUAAUUAAAAGGAAGAAAGGUUAAUGAAUUCAUUUGGCCUAGGUGAAUUCUUUUGGUGGGAUGAAGAUUAGUAUACUGAUCACAGAGGACAAGUUGUAGUUAAGUGUUUGGAUGAUGCGGAAAUAAUUUAAAUAAACAAAUCUUUAUUUGAUUCAUACUCUUAAAAAUUAGAAAAAUAAGGUAAUUAGUGUAUAAUUGACUUUAUGAAGUAGGUCAAAGUCUUUGAAAAUUUUAGCUAAGAUGUCCUAAAUGAGAUAGUAAGCAAAUCUACUCUUAAGUAAUUUUAAGUAAAUACUCUUAUCCUAAGAGAGGAGGACCUUCCUGGUUAUGUAUAUAUAAUACUAAAGGGGUAGUGUACUUGCUUGAAGAGAGUAGCUAUGAGGAGAUUUGACUAUCCUCAUUUGGAAGAUUUAGAAGAACUUGUUAAAUCACCAUCAAAGCAGGAAAUGCAAAAUGGUGAAUUCGAUUAUAAAUUAUUUGAAACAAAUUUCAUAAAACCUGGAGAAUUUUUUGGGAGCAAUGAAAUAAUUAAUUAAUAAGAAAUUGAAUAUUCUAUUCUAACAACUGAGCCAACUGAUAUAUUGAUGAUACCUCGCCUGGAAUUUUUGGGCUUCUAAUAAAAAAUUUUAUACCCAUUUUAGAAAGAGGCAUAAAAAGUUAAAGAAGAGCUAGAACUAAUAGAAAUUAAGGGAAUGACAAAAAAGGAAUAAAAAGAACGUUAAUUUUAAGAAAUUAGAUUACAGUAUUACAUGAAGAAUAAUUGGGAAACAUUCAAAAAAAAUACAAUACAAAAUACUAAGCAUGAAUAAAAAUAUAACAAAAAUUAAUUUGAUAACUUGCUGAGAUAGAAGUUCAACUUUAACAGAAAGAAGGAUUACUUUAUUCCUGAUGAACAGGCUCAUAAAAAAAUAUAAAUGACAGUUAAUCUACCACCAAUUAAUAAUAACAAUAAAAAAGUUUUUCGUCCUAAUAUAUUUACCACAGAAUCCGUAAUAGACAGCAAAUUCUGA
Molecule: messenger RNA, 1314 nt
Organism: Tetrahymena thermophila SB210
Lineage: Eukaryota; Ciliophora; Oligohymenophorea; Hymenostomatida; Tetrahymenidae
Product: glutaredoxin-like protein
Exons: 5
Source: RefSeq, a predicted model, not a curated record